Molecule: messenger RNA, 3491 nt
Organism: Triplophysa dalaica
Lineage: Eukaryota; Metazoa; Chordata; Actinopteri; Cypriniformes; Nemacheilidae
Gene: phf20a
Product: PHD finger protein 20, a
Exons: 17
Coding region: 136-2940 (934 amino acids)
Biological process (GO): regulation of transcription by RNA polymerase II
Cellular component (GO): MLL1 complex; NSL complex
Source: RefSeq, a predicted model, not a curated record
UAGUGACUUGAACAUUGUUAGGAGGGGUUCCGCGAACGAUGCCUCUCAUGAUGCAAAGUAUUGUAAUUGAAUUCAAUAUUUCGUGGUUUGUAAUGUGCAUCAUUACUCAUUCUAAUAGAGGGAGUUGUUAACAUUAUGAGCAAAAUACCACCUAACAGACGAGGAAUUACAUUUGAGGUGGGCGCUGCUCUUGAAGCACGGGACAGUCUUAAGAACUGGUAUGCAGCCAACAUUGAAAAGAUUGACUAUGAUGAUGAGAAAGUUUUAAUUCAUUAUCGUCAGUGGGGUCAUCGCCAUGAUGAGUGGUUUGACUGGACCAGUCCUUAUCUGAGAGCCAUGGAAAGAGAAAGAGUUCAACUGAGAAGAGAGGGUCUUCAGGAGGACAACAUUGUUCCUGGGUUUCAUGUGAAUGAAAAAGUUCUUGCCAGUUGGUCUGAUUGUCGAUUUUAUCCCGCUAAAGUCUUGGCUGUCAAUAAAGAUGCAUCCUACACCGUAAAGUUCUAUGAUGGUGUCAUCCAGACAGUCAAAGGAAUACAUGUCAAACCGUUCAUCAGAGAGAGAAGAAAGAAAUUAUCCAACAGAAAUGGAGAGAAAGCUCAGGUGAAAAAACCUGAUAAUGUCCAUAAAAUGCAUGAGAAUGGGGAAGAGGAGAAAGAAGUCUCAGAUUGGGAUGGAAAUGAAGAUGACCAGAAGAAAAGCAGAAUCCAAGGCAGGAGCACUGGCCGUAAGAAUGAGGAAAAUGUGAUGGAAAAUAUGAGUAUGAAGGAGGAAAAUGAAGAAGGAGGGAGAGUCCUGGAGCAAAUAGGGCAACACAAUUACAGCAAGUCAUUUCUGAAGAAGGAUUCAGGGCAUGAGCGGCGAGGUGAGAAGACUGCGGUGAAGAUAGAGGACGACGCUAUGGUGUUGGACUCAUGCAUUCAUUUUAAUGAGGGGAUGUUAAAGGUAAACAGGAUUGAGGAAGCAGAAGUCCAGGCAGAACAAAAGGAAAAGGAUAUUGAAGGUUUUCCUCAUGACAAAAAGUCACAGAGGCACCGGGUUCGAGGCAAAAGGAGAAUUUCAAUGGCACGAAGAAAAAAAUCCAAGACAGAUUCAGAUAAAAGUUUUCAUAAUGGUUGCGAGUCCACCCCUGAAUUAAUCAAUCAGAGAGCUUCAGGAAAUGGACAGGAUUCUGAACCCUCACUUCUGACCCAACCUUCCAAUAACACAUCAGACACUCCCAAACCUACAGUAAGAAAACAAGCUUUUCACAACCCAAGCCGCUUCAGCAGAGAGCCAUUGUACAGAGUUGUUAGAAACCAGCCACCGCCAGUACUCUCUAUCAACUUGGACCAUAAUCCAUAUAAAUGCAGUGCUACUGGCUGUGCGAAGUCCUUCCGCAAAGCAAAACUUCUGCAUUAUCAUAUGAAGUACUACCAUGGAGAUAUUCGUGCAGUAGAUGAUGAUCUCGCUAUGAACACAGGCAACCAGACUGAUGUUUUCAGCCAAGAAAAAGCAUUUAAUAAUCAGAAUGGUUCUAAGAAAAGGUGCAUUGCAUUGUCUACUGUGCCAGUGAACAAAGGGACUGAUGCACAGAUGAGAGUGAAGAGACGCUCUUCAGCUCCCCCUGCUUUCAGUGCACAAAAUUAUCAACAGUGGUCUUCACUAAAGAAGACAAGAGAGAAACUGGAUAACAAUGAACAGAGAUGCUUCGACAAGGAAAGAGAGAAGAGAUAUGUGGAAAUAGGUGUGAAGGAAUAUGGCAGGCUAAAAGGAAAGAGGUCGAGAGAUUUCCUACAUUUCAAGUUAAAGAAAAAUAAAAAGAUGAGAAUGACCACAUCAGAUGAAGAGAGCCUUUCUGAUUGGUCCUCUGACAGCUGUGGGUGGAGUGAUGAUGACAUGGGGACCGACUUGGCCAUCAUGCCCUCACCCCUUAGUUGCAGCUCUAUUGCCUCAUCAACAGGAAGUAGAGAAAACGUUCGAUGCGUGUGUGAUGUGGAAGAGGAAAAUGAUUUCAUGUUACAGUGUGAAGUAUGUCUAUACUGGCAGCAUGGAACAUGUAUGGGAUUCCUCGAAGACAAAAUUCCAGAACGAUAUAAUUGCUUUAUUUGCAGAGGACAAAUCAGAGGUAAAAGAUCGAGUUACCAGCACUGGUAUGACAGAGAUUGGCUCAACACUGGUCAUAUCUAUGGUCUCUCUUUCCUGGAGAACUACUCCCAACAGAACAGCAAGAAGAUCGCAGCCACUCAUCAGCUGUUAGGAGAUAUUCAGCAUGUAGUGGAAGUGCUCAAUGGCUUACAGCUCAAAAUCAACGUCCUGCAGAGCCAGGCACACCCAGACCUCAAGUUGUGGCAGAAGCCAUGGAAACUGGCUGGGAGAUCCAGGAUGAAAAGUGCUGCUCUCUCAGACUCAAAAACUCUCUCAUCAGCAUCCUCAGAAACCAGUUUACAUAAAGAGCUCUUGUCGUCAUCCUUCACGGAUUAUAUUAGCAGUGACCACUGUUACCAAAAGCCAAUUGCAUUGCACCAGGUAUUGGAGCCGAGGCUGGAACUGAAGACAUGGGAGGUAGAAGACAGAUUGUACAACACUAACAGCAUGAUAAAGAAUGAACACUCUAUCCAACCAACACUAAGUACUUCUUGUAAUAAACUGUCCAACCACAACAAGGAAGUAGGAAAGGAGCAUGAGGUGGGUGCUGAUGGAGGCGGGAUUAUGGGCGGAGCUCAGCAGCAUCAGUGUAAGAUCAACCUGCUGGAGCACAUAGAGGCUGUACAGGAGGAGGUUACGGACAGGAUGGACUUCAUCGAGAGAGAGCUUGAUGUGCUUGAAAACUGGCUGGACUGCACGGGUGAGUUGGAACCGCCGGAGCCUCUGGACCGUCUGCCUGAACUCAAGCAAAGCGUCAAACAGCUACUUAAUAAACUGGGGAAAGUGCAGCAGAUUGCUCUGGUGUGUGCCACGUGAGGGCGCUAGAGAGUAUUUAACGUCAUCACAGGACUACCUCACGUUGAAACCAGGGCAUGUACAAAAGACUCUGGACUACAGACAAAGAACAAAACUAAUGUGAAACUGGACAUGGUCAGUAAUUGUGAAAUAAAGAGCAGUUACUAAUACUGAUCACUUGCACAGCUUGCUGCAAUUUCUUUUAAUUGAUUUAAUUAAAGAAAAUUAAUCUUUAAAACAGACCACCUCAAACUUGUGCAUACCAAACUUAAAUAGUUCAUACAUUUGUAAGGUGUUUAUGUUUUGAUAAAGAUAAGCCCCACAAUGCUUCAGUAUAAGAUCUUAUGCUUAAUAUGUCACUUAAAUUAAUUUUAAAUUGCAGCCCAAUUUUGUAUUCACAAUGUUCAAAUAUUGGCUAGAGUCUUGGGGAGAUUUUGACGAGUUAAUACCCCUUUGACUUCACCUAAUGCGAUGCUCUCUAUGUAGAACAGUCUAGAAAAUUUGCUUCGAUAUUUAACAUGUCGUCAUUCCAUUGAAAUAUGAGACCCUUAAAUAAAGGUAUGUAAUAUGUA